UCUUCUCAGACUUCACAUUUGAUUGGUCGUUAAUUUUACUCAGCCAAUGAAAUCCAUUCACAGAACGAGCUUCAUGGCGCCAACUUGGAAGAGGGAAAUCAGAUCUGAGAAAUCUGUCAAUGAUUAAAUUCGCCGAUGGAGUGGAAAUACGAGAGUAACAAAGAUAAAUAUUCAUCUAGUUAGACUUGAUGAUUUUUGUGAAUAAAGCGUUCUAAAUCACAUCAAGAUGAAUCCCAUGCAGGAAGGAUCGUUUGACAGUGGCUACUUCUCUCCCUCUCGUGUCCAGAUCAAGGUCGAACCAAUGAGUCCAAAUCAACUUCCAAUGUUGAACCCUGACCUUAGUGUUAGUCCCCUCAAAGCAGACGUAUCAGAAAUGGAUGUCGAAAGACCACUGGAAGAUGUCAGUAUUUCUGGCGAUUGGGAAAAAGAUUUCUUUUCAAACUUUGAAGAGAAUUUGUUCAAUUUUGACUUUGAUGACAAGUCAUUAAAUGAUAUUUUAGUGUCGCCAAAAGGAAAAGAGGUGUUAAAUGACUUAAUGAAAUCUCCAAAGGGGAAAGCUAUGUUGAAUUCUCCUAAGGGUAAACUGUUGCAGAAUAAGUUGAAAUCUUUAGAUACCCCGGAGAAUGUGAAGUUACGACGGACAAAUAGUUCCGGGUUUGAUACCAGUCCUAAAGUGUUGUCGCCGUGUGAUCCGAAUAAGAUGUCCGCCACUCCAGGACCUUAUAAUGUGGAUUCAAGAAAUGCAUUGAAAUUAUCUCGGAGAAAGCUUACAAUGGUACUCUCUGGAAAAGAGGACAAAAAACCCACCAAGAAAGUUCGAGAAGUUGCAAUUGCACCUAAGAUUUUUAAUGAAAAUUAUGAGCAAAAAAAACCCACCAAAAAAGUUCGAGAAGUUGUUCAGCCAAAUAAAAUCAUCACAAAACACGUUGCAAUUGCGCCUAAGAUUUUGAAUGAAAAUUAUGAGCAGUGGCCAGCGAAAGAAAAGCUGAAGUACGCUAGGGAUCAAUUCAAGCGCACAUUAGAACUAGCUGUAGAGGCCUCGAGGUCACAGAAAGAAGUGAAAGAGGAGUGUGUGUCACCUCCACGGAAACGCAAACGAAAUUCUCAGAAAGCUGAGAAUUAUCCCGAGCUGAAACAAGCCUUGAAUCGGCGACCGCAGAAAACGAGUUCACGAAAUCGAAUGCCCAGCAUAAAAUUGAGAGAAAGUAAAGAGUCAGAAAUUGAGAUAAAAAAGGAGUUGUCUUCCCCUGCAUCACCCUUUUAUCCCGACUAUGAGGAGGACAUUGAAUACAAUGAUGAUGAAGAGGACUAUGAACAUUUUUACAAAACCUACGUUCCCUUCACAGGACUGAAACAAGCCCAGAGGAGAAAAAAGGCGUGUGAUUAUUGAGCACAAGCUCAGAGGAGAAAGAAGCCGUGUGAUUAUUGAGCACAAGCUCAGGAGAAAGAAGCCGUGUGAUUAUUGAAUGGUAAUCAAUUCAGGAUGUUGUGAUAUAUUGUUGUGCAAAAGCUUACAUGCAUUUCAUGCAAACUGUAAUAAUGGUGGCAGAAAUCUGCAGGCUUUGUUUUAAAUUUUAGAUGUGCAUGUGAGAAACUAGAGAAUAUGUCUUUUUUGAGUUAUUGCAGUACAGAAUUUGUGGUGUUCAAAAGAGUUCAGCAUCAUUUUAUUUGUUAAAAUUUAUAUGUGUUUGGUAGAUUGUUCCAAGCAGAAACAAAUAAGAAAAACUUUAUUACUGGCCACAUGAUUGACAGGAUACUUUUACAGUGUAAUUUAAUAAGUGAUCAUAACUGUAUUUUGUUUACAAUGAAACGAUAUCCCAAUAUCUGGCCAUAGACCAUGAAUAUCUGAAUAUUGCUCGUUUUAUUUGCCAGAUAAGGUGACAUUUGACAGUUUUGUUUGUAAAUACAGUUAUUGUAUAUCCUGACAUUAUGCAGUAUUAUAUAGUGUGAAUUUUAACCCACAGAACCAUGCUAGCACUCAGCUGACAUUUGAUGAAUUCAGACCGUGUACUAAAUCUUGACGUUUGUUGACGGCAUGUUGUACAGUCAUGAAGUAUUUAUACCUGUAUGUCACUAGUCAUGUAUUAACAAAGCUAUCAAAACAAUAACAGGGAAUAUAAUGUUUGAAAAUUUCCAGCACAGUGUAUAUUGAAUUUCAGUGAAACUUGUUUUUUAUCCACAUGUUGUGCAAUCGGAAAUGUUGUGUAAACAUUGCAGCUGUAUCAGCACCUAAGUUCACCACAUUCUGGAUUCAAUCCAAAAACCAUUUCUAACAUCCAGCCUGUCGAGAUCUAAUGAGACAAGUUUCAUUUUAUGUUAAUUUGAGAUGAGCAAAGAAUGUCAUACCCUGGUUGUGUAUGACUACAAGGAAUCUGUGCUUCAAUUCUCAUAAAUUAUGCUUUCUUUCAGGGUCCAUUAAAUCUUCCCACUAGAAAUUGCUCAGUAACUGAAUAUUAUAAACUUUUGCUUUCUGUAUUAUUUUCUGUGCAACACCUUCCCAAACAAAAUACAAAUAUAAAUGUUGAUCCUUACAUUGUGAGGAAGUCCUUUUUUAUCAGUUGUAAUUUUCCGUUUGUAGUCUUUCUGUUAGCAGUCUGAUGUGUUAGCAUGUGGUAUAUUUUUCCGUAGUGCUUUGUUUUCAAGGAAUAACAUUCUGUAUUUAGCUGUGCACCCCCUCCCUCCCCCAAUGUGAUAUGCUGUUUAUGUAGUUUUGUUUCAAGAUUGUACUUGCAAAUGGGCAUCUUUUUAACAAUAGAAAAGAAGGAAAAAAAUUGUAGUCUAGUAUAUGUAGUAUUUAUUUUGUUAUUUAUCUUUUUGUUAUUAUCCAGUUUGAAAUUCAUGCAAUUAUUUUAUCAAUAGGGCUGGACAAUACUAUCAAUAUAUUGCAAAUACAAUAAUAAUCAUUGAAAUAUCACUAAUAUAGUUAUUGUACAUAAGUAUUGAGAACUAUUCAUAUAUGUUACAUGGAUCAUAGUAUGAAAAAAACUGUUGUUUCCUUUUCCGACACCAUGGAAUUAUUUAAAAUAAUGACAUUUAAAUGAUAGCACUAAAGGGACAGACUCAUGAUUUUCCCUCAAAUUUUAUUUUUCGCUUAAAAUGAAGAAAAUCUGUAAGUAAAAAAAAAAGAAGGUUUCACCGCCAAAAAAAUUUAAGGUUAUACAUUAUGACAGAAACUGAUUAUAGCAAGUUAAUUAUUUGUUGUGUAAACAUAGAUUUAGGUACAUGUUAAUGUUUACAAGUAUUGAAAAGGUAAGGUUAUCGAUCACAUUUCAAGUAUUCUUUAGGUAAAAUGUGCCAUUUCAAAGUUAAAAUCUGUGUCUGCAAAAUGAGAAUACUUUAAAUUACAACAUUAAUAUUUUACUAGUUUGUUUGUAAACAUUAACAAGAUUUGAGUCUUGUUUAUGCAACACAGAAUUAAUGCCAAGAUAUUGCUCUUACCCUUGCAUAAAGAAGGUCCAAAAUUUGAGUGUCAACUUUCAAUAUAAGGAGUUAUAUUUUUAAUGUUUAACAUUAAAAAAAAAAAUUUUUUUUUUUCAAAAAAUGUGCACCAGUCUCUUUAAGAAACUUAAUGAACUUGAAGUUCAUUAAAAGAAGUUUAAGAAACUUAAUGCACUUGAGAAAUAGCUAAACAUGCGUUUUUAAACUUUUUAAUAAUAAAACAAAGUAUUAAAAUACCUUAAGUCUUUGAAAUUUUCUAUAAAGGUGGUAUCUUUAUGUUAAGUACUGCAGUGCAUUGUAAGAUACUCCUUACUGUUACAUUGCAAUUAUUCGGAAACCCCAUGCCUUAUUCCUCGUCUCUUUAGGUGUCUUAUUUUUGUGAUCCGUAAUGGAUAAUUACAAUAGUUUAAUUUAUUUUUAUUGUGUCUUGUAUAAACAUUCAAAAUAUGAAGAAAAAAAGUCCAGAAAAUGUACAGAACCAUAGUUGUGCAGUAUGUGUUAAGAUUUUUUUUCUGACUCGGUUCAAGAUUGUAGAUACAUAAAAAUGCCUUGCGUUGAUACCAAGAAAGACAUUGAAUGUUGUGUUACUUCGAUGGAGUAUUUAAAGGAAUAAAUACUUAGAAUGUUUGUAUUACGGGGUUUACAUGAAAAUGAUUAGCAUGGAAUAUUUCGUGUCAUUAGACCACACUUCCAUUGAUUGUAGAUCUCCAUGGUAUAAAAGAACUAGAUAUUUAAUCCUAAUAUGUAUGUAUAUUUUGUAAUAAAACUAUGUUUUAAUUGCAAUUUAUAUAGCUGGGUGUGUUUUUUUUUUAAAUGUUGAGUUGAGAAGUCACUUGUAUGUCACAGUGCCUUUAUCAAGGAAAUAACUAAGAUGAAGAAACAAUGAAAAUUUAUUACAGACAAAACAUUGAUGUAAAUUAAGUCCAAUAAAGCUUGAUAAUGCUG
Ostrea edulis (European flat oyster) is the source of this 4383-nucleotide messenger RNA. RefSeq names its product claspin-like. NCBI's taxonomy places the organism in Eukaryota, Metazoa, Mollusca, Bivalvia, Ostreida, Ostreidae. The transcript has 2 exons. The record is from RefSeq and is a predicted model, not a curated record. Bases 227 to 1390 code for a protein of 387 amino acids.